Seminavis robusta is the source of this 426-nucleotide messenger RNA. Lineage: Eukaryota; Bacillariophyta; Bacillariophyceae; Naviculales; Naviculaceae. The record is from the annotation of a GenBank genome assembly.
AUGACUCUGGAUCCGUUCAACCACACAGCGGUCCGCCGAGGGUUCAUCAAAGAAGAACAUCUCGAGGUACGUGAACGUGGGACUCUCAAUACCAUCAUUGUCAUCGUCAUGCAAUUGGAAGAAGAAGCGAGUUGUGUUGUGUUGCUGGGCGAGAAAAAGAGCUUUGCUUUAGGCAAACGAACGACGUUUCACGCAUUCAAAGCACGGCGUUUCGUUUCAGCGACGACUUUUUGGCAAGACCAACAUCAAAAUCGAAAGAGGCGUCAACAUCAAAACAUCAAAAAUAAAUCAAAAUGGAGUCGUCAUGAAUUGUCGUUUUAUUUCAAACUGAAACGACCGUCGGCAAAUGUACGACUGGUGCUUGUCGGAGGCUGCUUCCAAGCUCUCUUCCAUGGUACACUAGAUAUCCGAGUGCUUUCCAAUUGA